Messenger RNA from Fulmarus glacialis (Northern fulmar), 6489 nucleotides. RefSeq names its product epiplakin-like. NCBI's taxonomy places the organism in Eukaryota, Metazoa, Chordata, Aves, Procellariiformes, Procellariidae. Gene Ontology annotation, cellular component: keratin filament; cell junction; cytoskeleton. Gene Ontology annotation, molecular function: structural molecule activity; keratin filament binding. Gene Ontology annotation, biological process: intermediate filament bundle assembly; wound healing. The record is from RefSeq and is a predicted model, not a curated record.
AUGGAGAGCAAGCCAGCAGUGAAUGGCCAUGCUGCCCCCACCUCUCACCAGGAAGACAUGCCAGGAGCAAACCACUUGCGCCAGGACAUAUUGCCUUGCGAACAGAAAAAAGCAGCUAACGGGGAUGUGAUGGUGAUGGGUGCUUUGGAGGCAGCUAGCAGCAUUGCUGGAGUGUACGUAGAGGCUUCGAAGAAGAUAAUGAGCUUUUAUGAUGCCACCAGAGAGCAUCUUCUGAGUUUGGAUUCCGCACUCUGUCUUCUUGAGGCCCAGGCAGCCAUGGGCUUCAUCACUGACCCGGUGAAGAACAGGCAUGUCUCCGUAGCAGAAGCUGUGCAGCUGGAGCUAGUGGGGCUGGAGCUGAAGGAGAGGCUGCUGUCUGCAGAGAAAGCUGCUACUGGCUUUGUGGACCCCUACACAGAAGAGAAAAUCUCCCUCUACCAGGCGAUCCAGAAGGACCUGAUCGGGAGGGAGCAAGGUACUCGGCUGCUAGAGGCCCAGAUUGCAACUGGAGGCAUCAUUGCCCCAGCCACUGGCUGCCGGCUCCCAGCAGAUGUUGCCUGUGAGAGGGGAUAUUUAGACGAAGAGAUGAGACAGCUCCUCUCUGACCCCAGCAAUGAGGACAGCAAAGGGUUCCUCAACCCCAAUACUAUGGAGAGGGUCACUUAUAUGGAGCUUAUAAAAAGGUGUGUUGUUGAUCAGGCCUCAGGCUUCCUCCUCUUGCCCCUGCAAAUCACGUUCCCAGGGCUGGGAGGGAGGGUGAGCAGCCGGGAUCUGCUGGACUCUGGCAUCAUCAGCCCUGACAUAUUCAGAGGUCUUGAGGAGGGAAGAGUUUCUUCCCAGGAGGUAGCAGAGAACGACUCUGUUCAGCAGUUCCUGCGUGGGACAAGGAGCGUGGCUGGUGUUGUCCUGCCUUCCAGUGAGCGGAAAAGCCUUUACCAGGCACUGAGAGAGCAUCUCCUCAUGCCUGGUGCUGCUCUGAUGCUCCUGCAAGUCCAGGCCUCCACUGGCAGCCUGACAGACCCCAUAAAGAACAAAAGCUAUUCAGUUGAUGAGGCUGUCAGGGUUGGUCUCAUCGGCCCAGAGCUUCAUGAGAAACUGUCUUCAGCUGAGAGGACCAUCACUGGAUACAGGGACCCAUACACUGGAGAAAUGCUCUCUUUGUUCCAAGCCAUCAGGAAGGGCUUUAUCCCCAGGGAUCACGGCAUUUGCCUUCUGGAGGCUCAGAUGGCCACAGGGGGUAUAAUUGCUCCAGGCAGGCACCUCCGCGUCCCCACAGAGACAGCUUGCAAGUGGGGGUACCUGGAUGAGGCCACAAGACAGCUCCUCUCCAGUACUACUGAUGACAUUAAAGGGUUCUUCGACCCCAGCUCCAAGGAGAAGCUGAUCUACGCAGACCUGCUCAAGCGCUGCGUCACUGAUCCCAACACGGGGCUUCUUCUGCUGCCACUUGGUGGAGACAGCAGAGAAGGAUCCAAGGGAACCCACCUCUUCUUUGACCAUAGGACCCAAACAGCUCUGGAAAACACAGAGGUACCCAUUGCUUUAGGUAAAUUCAAGGGAAAGUCGGUGUCUCUCUGGAAACUCCUCUUCUCAGACUACAUCCAGAGUGAGCGAAGAGCUGCUCUCACCCAGCAGUUUUUGAAGCUCUCUAUGCAAGAAUUGGGUAAGGCAGUCAGUGCCGCCAUUGAGGAAAUGGCUUCCACUGCUAAUGUCACCUUUGAAGGACUGAGGGACCGUGUGACAGCUGACCAGCUCCUGAGCUCGGAAAUCAUCAACAAAGAUUUGUUUAAGAAACUGAAGGAGGGAGAAACAUCAGCCAAAGAAGUUGUCAGCAUGGAUACUGUCAAGAAGUAUCUGCAAGGGACAGGUAGCAUUGGUGGGCUCCUGCUUCCUGACUCCCAGGAGAAGAUCAGCAUCUACCAGGCAAAGCGGAAAGGACUUUUAAGGCCAGGAACAUCACUGAUCCUCCUGGAGGCACAGGCUGCUACUGGAUUUAUCAUUGACCCAGCUGCCAACAAAAGGUAUUCUGUGGAUGAGGCGUUAAGAGCGAAUGUCAUUGGCCCAGAUGUUUAUGACAAGCUACUGACUGCAGAGAAAUCAGUCACCGGCUACAGAGAUCCUUACUCAGGGAACAAGAUCUCCCUCUUCCAGGCCAUGAAGAAGGAGCUCAUCGUCAAGGAGCAUGCUAUCCGCCUGCUCGAGGCCCAGAUCGCCACCGGUGGCAUCAUUGACCCCGUCAACAGCCACCGUAUCCCCGUGGAGGUGGCUUACCGGCACGGCUACUUUGACAAGAAGAUGAACUUAAUCCUUUCUGAUCCCAGUGAUGACACCAAGGGCUUCUUUGACCCUAACACACAUGAGAACCUCACCUACCUGCAGCUGAAAGAGAAGUGCAUCACAGAGCCAUCCACCGGGCUCUGCCUCCUUCCUCUGAACAGCAGGAAGCGUCAGUUCAUCGAUGACACCACCAGACGAAUGUUCAGGAGCUCCUGGCUGCCAGUCAGGUUUGGGCGGUUACGAGGAGAGAAGGUCUCAGUCUGGGACCUGCUGAAAUCCCAGUACUUCAGCGAGGGGAGGCGCCGAGAGAUAUUCAACCACUACCAGCUGAGGAAGCUCAGCCUGGAGCAAAUUCGAAUCAUGUUAGAGGAGGAAAUGAAAAAAUGGGCCCCCAUCAAGUUCCCAGCCAUGAGAGGCAGCGUCAGCGCUUACCACCUCAUGGAAACAGGUGUCAUUGACAAGGCCUUGUUUGAGAAGGUGUUGGAAGGAUCCGUCACACCAGAGGAAGUCCUGCACAUGGACUCUGUCAGAAAGUACCUCUAUGGCUCUGGCAGCAUCGGGGGGAUUGUGCUGCAGCCAUCAAACCAGAGGAUAAGCAUUUACGAGGCCAUGAAGAAAAACAUCAUGGUACCAGGAGUAGCCCUCCCACUGCUAGAGGCCCAGGCUGCCACAGGCUUCAUCAUUGACCCAGUGAACAACCAGAAACUCUGUGUGGAUGAUGCCAUCAAGGAGGGAGUCAUUGGGCCAGAAGUCCAUGAGAAGCUGCAGCAUGCAGAAGGGGCUGUAACAGGCUACAAAGAUCCUUUCACAGGCAAGAAGAUACCCCUUUUCCAGGCAAUGAGGAAGGGUCUGAUUGCUGACAAACAGGCCAUGCAGUUGAUGGAGGUGCAGAUGGCUACAGGAGGCAUCAUUGACCCAGCAUGUGGUCACUAUAUCCCCAUAGAAUCUGCCCAGAAGAGAGGGUGCCUGGAUGAGGACACGUGCAAGGCCCUUUCUAAGCCCAGUGACAAUAACAGAGCCUUCUGUGCCCCAGACAGCAAAGAGACCGUGACUUAUGCCGAGCUAAUCAAGCGCUGCCAGAAGGACGAGAUCUCCGGCUUCCACUUGCUGCCUCUGCCACAGACAGCUGCUCCUGCCUACACCGACAAACAAAUCCAACAGAUUUUUAAGGAAACUGUGGUGAAGGAAAAAGGGGUCUCCCUCUGGGAGCUAAUCCAUUCUGGGUAUUUCACUGAGGAGCAGAGGAGUGACUUUGUGGAGAGGUUCCAGUCUGAGGAAAUGUCGCUGCAGCAGCUGGUUGCUCUUGUGCUCAGACUGGUUGGGGAGAUGGAAAUGAAAGCCCGCACCCACAUCACCUUGGAAGGCUUGCGGGGCAGUGUCCCUGCUGUCUGGCUGCUGGAUGCUGGCAUCAUUACUGAGAAGAUGUUUGAAGAACUGGCUCAGGGCACAAAAACUCCUGAGGAAGUGGCUGCCAUGGAGAGUGUGAACAGGUACUUGCAGGGCACAGGCAGCAUUGCCGGGGUAUUCAUAGAGGCAUCUAAAAAGAAGAUGAGCUUUUACGAUGCCAUGAAAAACAAUCGUCUCCUCCCUGGGGCUGCUCUGAGGCUGCUAGAAGCUCAGGCAGCCACAGGAUACCUAACUGACCCAGCAACAAACCAGAGACUCAGCGUGAGGGAUGCUGUGAAAGCAGCUGUUGUUGGUGAAGAGCUCACCGAGAAACUCCUUCUAGCUGAGAGGGCAGUGACUGGCUACACGGACCCCUACACGGGGAGCUCCAUCUCACUAUGCCAAGCACUAAGGAAAGAGUUGAUUCCCCUGGGAGAUGCUGUUCCCUUGCUAGAGGCCCAGCUGGCCACAGGAGGGGUCAUUGAUCCCAUUCACCGCCAUCACCUUCCCCUCCAGGCUGCGUGCAGAUAUGGCUUCUACGAUGAGGAUCUGAACCAAACCCUCUCUCAGCUGAAUGAAAGCACCAAAAUCUUUUUUGAUCCAAACACAAAGGAGAACAUGACCUACCAGCAGCUGAAGGACAGGUGCAUUCAGGAGGCUGAGUCAGGUCUCUGGCUCCUUCCUCUGUCAGAAAAUGCGAUGUUCUGUGUGGAUGAACAAACCAUGGAGGUGCUGAAAUCUGUGACUGUUUGUGUCAACAUAGGGCGGUUCAAAGGACAGACAGUGUCAGUCUGGGACCUUCUCAACUCUGAAUACCUCUCAGACAGCCAGAGAAGAGAGCUAGUGCAAAAGUACAAAGAUGAGAAUACUGAAGUGCUACAUGAAAUCGUAACAAUUGUCACCACAAUCAUCGAAGAGACUGAGACACAAGGCACGAAGUUUGCAUUCAAGGGCCUGCGGAAAAAAGUAUCCGCCAGUGACCUCUUCCAGUCUCAACUGAUAGACAAAAAAACCCUCGAUGAUCUCAACCAGGGGAAGAAAACAGUCAAAGAAGUCACUGAAAUGGACUCUGUCCGCAGGUACCUGGAGGGCAGCAAUUUCAUAGCAGGAGUCCUUAUACAGCCAAGCAAUGAGAAGAUGAACAUCUACCAGGCCAUGAGGAAGGGCAUCCUGAGGCCAGGGACAGCACUGGUGCUGCUGGAGGCACAGCCUGCCACUGGCUACAUCAUUGACCCAGAGAAAAACAAGAAGUUUUCAGUGGAAGAAGCACUAACCGCAGGUCUAAUUGGAGGGGAAAUUUUUGAGAAGUUACUCUGUGCAGAAAGAGCCGUGACAGGCUACACCGACCCCUACACAAAAGCCCCGAUGUCCCUGUUUGAAGCUAUGAACCAAGGACUGAUUGUGAAGAGCCAUGGCAUCCGCCUGCUCGAGGCCCAGAUCGCCACUGGUGGCAUCAUCGACCCCGUGCACAGCCAUCGUAUCCCUGUCGAGGUGGCCUACCGGCGUGGCUACUUCAAUCAGGAGAUGAACCAGAUCCUCUCUGACCCCACCGAUGACACCAAGGGCUUCUUCGACCCCAACACCCACGAGAACCUCACCUACAUGCAGCUCCUGGAGAGAUGUGUCCAAGAUUCAGAGACUGGGUUGUACAUGCUGCAAGUUAUACAGGAAGGAGGAAAGUACUUCUACAUUGAUGAGUUCACAAAACAGGUUUUGCGCUCAAAGCCCCUUGAAGUGAAAGUUGGAAAGUUUAAGGACCAAACAGUUUCCAUCUGGGAAAUUCUCUGCUCUCAUUAUAUCUCUGAGCAGAAAAGGAAAGAACUAGUGAUGCAGUACAAAUGCAAAACCCUCGCACUGGAAGAUCUCAUAGCCCUCAUCCUCAAAAUAAUUGAGGAUACAGAGCAAAGAGCAGAAGCCCUCAAGGUUAAAGGACUCCGGGGGGAUGUGUCAAUAUCAGAAUUGUUUAACUCUGAGAUAAUUGACAAGAAAACUCUAGAUCAGCUGCAGGAUGGGAGUCUCACACUUGCCAGCCUCACAAAGAGGGACACCAUCAAAAGGUACUUGGAUGGCACUGGAUGCAUUGCCGGGGUUCUACUCCCAUCAAAGAAAGAGAAGUUGAGCAUCUACCAGGCCCUGAAGAAGGGCCUCCUCACAGAGCAAUGUGCACUGGGGCUGCUGGAGGCACAGGCUGCCACCGGUUUUCUCAUAGACCCACUGAAAAAUAAGCAGCUCUCCGUGGAGGAGGCUGUCUCUUCUGGGCUGGUGGGUAGCAACUUGCACAAGAAGCUUCUGUCAGCAGACAAAGCUGUGACGGGAUACACAGAUCCUCAGGGAGGAAAUAAAAUAUCCCUCUUCCAGGCCAUAAGGCAAAAGAUAAUAGUAAAGGAGCACGGCAUCCACCUGCUUGAGGCCCAGCUUGCCACCGGCGGCAUCAUCGACCCCGUGCACAGCCACCGUCUCCCUGUGGAGGUGGCCUACCGGCGCGGCUACUUGGAUGAUGAUAUGCUUCUCCUACUUUCUGAUCCAGAUCAUGGUAGCAAAGGUUUUAUAGAUCCAAACACUCAUGAGAAAAUCAGUUAUAGUCAGCUCCUACAGAGAUGUUCCAAAGACAGAGAUACUGGAUUGUACCUGCUGCAGGUCAUGGAAAAAGAGGAUGAUUAUUUCUAUAUUGAUGAGCAAACAAAAAAUGCCCUAUUAUCCACAAAAGGCAUCCGGAGACCAGGGACAGCACUGGUGCUCCUGGAGGCGCAGGCUGCCACCGGCUUCAUCGUUGACCCGCUCACCAACAAGAAGCUCUCCGUGGACGAGGCCGUCUCGUCCGGGCUG